AAAAUCAAGUGCACUUGUUUACUCUCAGUCGAAAUAAUUUUUUCAUAAGCAUUUUAGUAUUUAGAGAGCUUCUGUAAUAUCAAGAAGCUUUUGUUGUUGUGAGUUGCUUGAAGGAAGGAAUAUGAAGAAGUAGAAAUAAGUAAUAGAACCCGACGAAAUUUAGUGAUAAAAUAAAAUUGGCAAAACGCUAAAGACAUAAAAAACAAAUCAUUUUUUGGAUUAGUUUAUUUUUCAAACAGACAAUUGACAAAAAUAAACACGAAAGAUAUCUUCAAAAACUCAACACAUUAGGUUAAGACUAUAAUAAAUUAGAUUUUUCUUUCAAAAAUGUGGCGAUCAAGUUUACUGCUGGUCGUUGCAUUAUCAGUAACGUCAUAUGCAAUAAUUCAUUCACCACCUCGGAUAACAAAACAGCCGAUUGCCGAGGAGAUGCUGUUUCAAGUAGCAUCAGCCGGUGAUACAGAAAAACCAUUCAUUAUUGAAUGUGAAGCAGAGGGAGAGCCGGCGCCAAAAUAUCGAUGGAUUAAGAACGGAAAGCAUUUCGACUUCACAGCAUACGAUGACCGAAUAACUCAACAGCCAGGACGUGGUACAUUGACAAUUACAAAGCCACGUGAUGAAGAUUUGGGUCAAUAUCAGUGUUUCGCUGAAAACGAGCAUGGUAUUGCUACAUCAAAUUCUGUUUUUGUGAGAAAGUCAGAGCUGAAUAAUUUCAAAGACGAACAAAUUCAUAAUAUAGAAGCACAAGAAGGAGAACCAUUUAAAUUACAAUGUCAACCACCAGAUGGAUGGCCAAAACCUAAUGUUUAUUGGAUGCUUGAAUCAACUGUUGGUGGAAUUAAGACAAUUAACAAUUCACGAAUGACAUUAGAUCCAGAAGGAAAUUUAUGGUUCUCAAAUGUGACUCGAUUUGAUGCUUCAGAAGAUGCUUAUUACGUUUGUUCAGCCUCAUCACCUUUCAGAAAUGAGUACAAAAUUGGUAAUCGUGUAAUGCUUAAAGUAAAUCCAGCAAGCAAUGCAGCACAAAAUAGAUAUGCACCAACAAAGCAAUACGUAUCAAGACGUAAUGAAGUAGCACUUCGCGGUCAUAGAGUUGAACUUUUCUGUAUAUAUGGCGGUACGCCACUUCCUCAAACAGUAUGGAGCAAAGAUGGACGACCUAUAGCUUGGAGCGAUCGUGUGUCUCAAGGAAAUUACGGUAAAUCUCUUGUCAUAAAGCACACAAGUUUAGACGAUAGAGGUUCAUAUACAUGUGACGUAUCAAAUGGUGCUGGUCAACAACAAUCAUCGACUAUUAAUCUUGAAGUUAAGGCAAUUCCAUAUUUCACUGUUGAACCAGAGCCUGUAAAUGCUGCAGAAGAAGAAACAAUUUCAUUCUCAUGUGAAGCUAGUGGUAUUCCAGAGCCAGCAAUUAAAUGGAUUCAUAAUGGUAAACCAAUUGAUGAUGCUCCACAAAAUGCACGCAGAACUGUGUCAAAGAACAAGAUUACAAUUAAAGACAUUUUGAAAUCUGAUACUGGUAAUUACGGUUGUAACGCAACAAAUGCUUUGGGAUAUGUCUAUAAAGAUGUCUAUGUCAAUGUAUUGGCACUUCCUCCAGAGAUUGAAGAAGCACCAGGACGUGAAGCAACAGUUGAUCAACGUGACAUUACCUUAACAUGCAAAGUAUUUGGCGCACCAAAACCUAAAAUAAAGUGGAUUCGUAAUGGACAAGAAUUGACUGGAGGACGUUAUGAAAUUCAAGAAUCUGGAAAUUUACAUAUUAAGGCUGUUCAAUUCUCUGAUGCUGGCGAAUAUAUUUGUCAUGCUGAAAAUAAAUUUGGAACUAAAGAAGCGACUGGAUCAUUACUUGUUCAUGAACAUACAAAAAUAACAGAAUUCCCACAAGAUUAUGAAGUUAUUGCUGGCACAUUGGCAACUUUCCGUUGUAAUGCAGUCUCAGAUCCAUCAUUGCCACUUGAAAUUGAAUGGUUGCUUAAUGGAGAAGUUAUUGAUUUUGAUGCACAACCUCGUUUCACAAAAUCCAGUGAUCAUUCUUUGACAAUAUCUAAUACAAUUGAAUUGGAUUCAGGAUCAUAUACAUGCCGUGCAAGAACAGAACUUGAUGAAGCUGAAGCUACAUCGACUUUAACCGUUCAAGAUACUCCAAAUGCUCCAGCAUUAACUGGAAUUCAAUGUAAUGAACAUGAUGCUACAAUUUCAUGGGAACCAAAAGGUGACAAUCGAUCACCAAUCUUAUACUUUAUUAUUCAAUAUAAUACAACAUUUACACCUGAUAUUUGGGUUGAUGCUUCAAAGCAAGUUCCUGCUACAGAUUUCUCAUAUGCAAUUCCAAUGAGUCCAUGGGGAAAUUAUACAUUCCGUGUUAUUGCCGUCAAUAAAGUUGGACAAUCUUUGCCAUCAGAACACAGUGAAUCAUGCAGUACACAGCCAGAUGUUCCACACAAGAAUCCAGAUAAUGUUGAAGGAAAAGGAACUGAACCAUCAAAUCUGGUCAUCAAAUGGUCUCCAAUGCCUCAAAUUGAUCAUAAUGCACCCCAAUUUCAUUAUCGUGUCUCUUGGAAACGUGAUAUUUCCGGACAAGAAUGGCAGAAACGUGAUAUUUAUGAUUGGCAACAAGGUGAGUUAGUUGUUCUCGAUCAACCGACAUUCCAAAGGUACAAAAUAAAAGUUCAGGCUGUCAACGAAAAGGGUGAAUCUAAUGUCGCUGUGAAAGAAAUUGAAGGCUUCUCUGGCGAGGACAAACCAACGGAAUCUCCAAAGAACUUUAAAUUAGUUGAUGUUGUUAGUGGAAAUAAAGCUAUGGUAUCAUGGGAUGAAGUAACGCCUGAAUCUAUUCGUGGACAUUUCCGUGGCUACAAGAUUCAUACAUGGGUUGAAGGUGAUGAAGAAAAUGUCAAAGAAAUUCUCAUGAAGAGUAACACAUCGAAAGCUCUUGUGGAUAAAUUUACACCAGACUCAAAGAAUUAUGCUCGUAUAAUGGCAUUCAAUGAUCGCUUUAAUGGUCCACCAAGUAAUACAAUUGAAUUUGAUACACCAGAAGGCGUCCCAAGUACAGUUCAGUCAUUACAAGCAUAUCCAUUGGGAUCAUCUGCAUUUUGGUUGACAUGGAAGAAACCUUUAUUGACAAACGGUAAAUUGCAAGGCUAUAGAAUUUACUAUGAAGUCGUUGAAGGAACUGAAUUGAAGGCAAGACAAGAAAGAGAACCAAGAAUUUUGGAUCCAGAUGUAAAACAAGCUAAACUUGCUGGUCUUCAAUCAAAUACCAAAUAUCGUAUUCACAUUGUUGGAUUCACUAAACAGGGUGAAGGAGAUGAUUAUUACAUUGAGGAAACAACACAGAGUCCAACAACAACAUACACAAAACCAGAUAUCCCAUCAUUUGAUCAUUCUGUUGCCACAGGAGAAAAUGGAUAUGCUAGAGCUAAAAUCAAUUGGCGACCAAAUGUUGCAGGACAUCCAGGCUCACAUUUCUAUGCUCAAUAUCGUAAAGAGGGUCAGCCAUCAUGGGAAAGAUCAGCUGAGAAAAUUAAUGAAGAUUUUGAUGAAAUUACUGCACUUGAAGCCGGUGCUAGAUAUGAAAUUCGUGUCGUGUCAGUUGAUGGUUCAGAGGAAACUCCUAGCGUUUCUAAAUUCAUCGAAACAUCUGAUCCAGAUGGUGGAGUAUUGAUCAGACAUCCUGAUGACAAUAGUAUUGCAACAGCUGGAUGGUUCAUUGGAAUGAUUCUUGCAUUGGCUUUCCUCAUCCUCCUUUUAGUUCUUAUAUGCAUAAUUAAACGAAAUCGUGGUGGCAAAUAUGAUGUACACGACAGAGAAAUGGCAAAUGGACGUCAAGAUUAUCCAGAAGAAGGAGGAUUCCACGAAUAUUCACAGCCUGUAUUACGUGAUUUCAGUCUGGAUAACAAAUCGCAAGGUAGACAAUCAUUAAGCUCACAAAAACACGGUCCCGAAAGUGAUACUGAUUCGAUGGCCGAAUAUGGCGAUGGUGAUACUGAGACAGGCAUGAAUGAAGAUGGUUCAUUCAUUGGACAAUAUGGCAAAAAAGGAAAACCUCCACCUUCGAAUAAUCAAGCGUUUGCAACGCUUGUAUAAAAAAAAAACAUCUUUUAACUUAAGUUACUAUCGUUAUUAUUUUCCUUAUUAUCACCUUUCAACUGCUGAAUUAUUACACAAAAAAAAACAAUUAUGCUGAUUAUCAUCGUCAUCCUUUGUCAAAAAAAAAAAUAAUUACAAUCAAAUCAUGAUUUUUGUACGUUACUAUUAUUUACGUGUGUGACUGCAUAUUGCUGUAUUUAAAGUAGAAAAUUAUUGUUAUUUUGUUCCUUUAAGGAGGUCAGUUUGCUGAAGAUGGAUCUUUCAUUGGACAGUACAUCCCGGGAAAACUUAAUCCACCCGUGAGUCCGCAACCAAUUCAUCAUACACAACAAGCAGGAACUAGUUCUGGAGCUGCAACGUAUGUUUAAAUGAACAUGCAAAACAAAUCUUUUAUCCAACGAAUAAUGUCAGCACAGGACAUAAAACUAUAAUUUUGUCAAAAAAUGCAUAAAAGAAUUCAACAAAAAGUAGCAAAACAAAGAAAAUUGAGGAAAGGAUGAAGAUGAUAGGACAAAAGUAAUGUGUAAUAAGAAUUAUCUAUUAGAUGAUAAACGCUUCUUCUUGUUUUUAAGAUUAUAAUACUAUUAUAAUGAUAAUUAAUUAGUUUCUUCAUUAAAUAAGUCAAUGAGCUCUAAAUGGAAAGCUAUAAAAGAAAAGAAAAGAAAAAAGUUACGGAAACGAGAUGAAAUCUCAUUUAUCAACACAGAGAUCUGAUUAUUGUAGAUGAAAAAAACACAUGAAUCUCCUCAUUAUUAUUACUAAAUUUUAAUCAUUUUUGAAAAAUGUGUUCAAUUUUUAAGAAUCUCGCCUAACGACAACGAUUUGGCACAACAUGGAAAUUUUAAGAUCAUGAUGAUUUUUUUAAAUUUACUUAUAAAGAUCAUAGUUUAUAGCUUAACAGAAACAGAUAUUUUACAAAGAAAAAAGAGUUCUUACUAUCCUGUGGAAGUAGUUAAUGUAAUAAUAACAUACCAUUUUAUUCAGGAUUUACCGAUGAUUAUUUCUUCACAUAAACCACAAAACAAAAACUUUAAAAAGGAGAAAUCACGAUAAUUUUAAUGUUGCUUUUUUGUUAUCAAAUAGCUCAAAAGAAAAAUUAAAAAUCACAAUCUAAUCAGAGAGAACGUCCAUUUUUAAAAAUAUAUUACUUAUAUUUUAAGUUUAGUUCAUAUCGUUUCGCAAUUAAAUGCGAUGGAUGUAAUUUUUUAUGCUUUUUAAAACAAAAUUUUCAUGACCAAUUUUCGCAUUAAUUAAGAAUCUCAUGAAAAGUCUCAAUUUUUUUGUACUCUAAAUGUUGAGUCUCUCUCUCUCUCAAAAGUGUAUUCUUUAAACAAAACUUUAUGACAGCUCUGUAGAAAAGAUUUAUCUUUAUUUUUAUUAAUAUUAAAUAAUUCUUUAUUUUUUUAAUAGUUAAAAACGAACAUUGUUUAAUUAAAGAAUUGAAAAUUUCGACAUGAUUUAAAGGUUUCGACUUGACUAGGUUUAGAGUUUUUAGAAAUUUUAAUCGCAAGGUUGAAAUUUUCAUUCUAUGAAUUAGCUUUGAAACUUAGAUUGAACUUUAAUCUGGUAGAUUAAGGUUUUUGAUUUCAAGAUUAAACUUUAAUCUGAUGGAUUAAUUCACUAAUCCAUUAGAUUCAAACUUUCAACCUUCGCAAAUUCGUACAUUCUAAGAACAAUCUAUAAUUAAGUAAAGUCGAAUUCCUUAAAAAAAUAAUUAUGCAUAAGUGAGCUUGAGGUUGAAAUUCUUCAAUAAUUACACACAGUAAUUGUUCAAGAGUCUUUGCCUUUGGUACAAAUCGUGAAUUAGUAUGGAUUCACAUUUCAUUUGUUAUUUAAAAUGAACAAUCAAAAGAAAAGAAAAAAAAAUCUUACAUAAAUUUAAAUAAGAAAGCAUAAAAAUUUCCCAAUUAAAGCUUAGCAAAGCUUCGUGACCUUAUUUUCAUUGAUGGAAGAUAAAGUGACGAAGUUAAAAAUUUAGAAAUGCGGCAAUUUUUGAUUAAUUUGAAGGAUGUGGAUGGAAAAAUUCAAUAAAAGAUAUUGAUUCAUUUUUAUAAUUUCCUUUUUAUUUACUUUUUUUUAUGUUGUAUUUUCAGUUCCUUAAGAUUUUUUUUUUUUUGUUGAUUCCUCUGGAAUCAGCUAGGAUCAUUAUUAUUUGACGUCUCCAUUUUGAUUAGAUUAAGACACAAAUGUGGAAACAGGUAAAAUCAGAGUAGCUAAGAUGAUUUUUAUUAGGAUUCAUAAUUGUACUUGUCAUAUCCAAACACAUCCCAUUAAUGCAUACCCUUUUAGAUAUUAUAUCGGUCAGCCGCUUUUAAUGCUUUUGACCAGAUCCAGCAGUUCAAUGUAGCUUAAUGCCCAAGAACAUAAUAUUUAAUGAUUAAUGAAGAAGUUCUUUUUUAUUACCUAUAAAUUAUAUAGUCAUUGCUUUGAUGUUAACAUACAACAAUUAAAGUACGCAAGAAAUAAUAUUUUGAUAAUGCAAAUUUUUUUCACAAGUGAUAACACAUAAAUGAAGUAUGAAAGGAAAUAAGGAAAGCACAAGAAAGUCAUUUUUGGACUAAAAUUGCAAUAAUCCAAAAAAAAGUUGCGACAUGAAAUAAGAAAAAAAAAAAUAUUUUUAAGCAAAAUUGGUGCUUUAGAUGAUGUAUUUUGGAAAGAAAUAACUCGAAUGUGUGAAGGAAAAAGGAAGUGAUAGCAUUUAAAUUAGAUAAUCAUCAUUUCAUCACAUCAACUCAUUAUCAUCAUCAUUCAUCAAGAAAUCAUUAGAAAACCCCUACAAAAUUUAAAUAAAAUGAAGAAUUGAAGAAAGAAUCACUUUGCUUCGUGUCUUUAAACAAAUUCUUGUAAAAAAAAUUAAUUAAUUAAAUUUAAUGUUAAAGCGCUGAACAUAAAAAUCAGAUUUAUGUAAUUGCAUUGGUUGUAAAUAUCAUUUUUAUGCUUUUUAUACUUGAUUUGACAUAAAUUUAAAUUUAAAAUGAUGCAAGUACAUUGUUAAAUUGGUUAUAAAUUAAUUAAGUGGUGACAAAAAAUAUUAUAAUCAUGAAUUGCUUAAAUUUAUGCUAUGCAAAAGUUUAUCAGACUUAUUUCUAGAACGGAGCUUUAUGUCAGUUCUGCUGUUUGAUAAGAUCCAGUUGAUUGGAUGUAACAGAAUUUCAAGGCAUGAAUGACAUAAGGUUCCAAUAAUUUCAAAUAAAUAUAUCCACACAGAUAGUUGCAUUUCGUUACACCCCAGCUUUUCACCACAUUUUGCAUAAGAUGAGGAACUUUAAAUUAAAAAUAAUAAUAAUAAAUAAUAAAAAUAAUAAAUGAAAAGAAGCAGUGAGUAGUCAAUUUAUGAAUGAAUGUCCGCGUGCUAUGAAUCUUUUUAUUGUCAAAAAAAAAACUAUAAAAUUUCUUUCAAGAGCUUAAUUUCAUCCACUACCAAAUUCGAGAUAAACACAAAAGUUAAGUUUCAUACUUACGUAGUUACUAUUAAUGUGAGUUAAGAAUAAUUAAUUAAUUUACCUGCUUUAUUUGUUAUGCACAUUUUAAUGAAAUAAUAUUUCGAUUUAUUGAAUAAUCACCAAUAUUUAUAUUAUAGUAAUGAGCUCUAUUAUUCUCAAAUCAUUUAUUUGAAUUAACGAUGGAUGGGUCAAUAAGAAAGUCAUUUUCAAAUGGAUCUCAGGACUAAAAGUUUAAAUCUAAGGAUUAAAAUUAUAAAUCUUCAGAUUUAGAUUUUAAUCCGAGGAUUUAAUUUUUAAGCCUGCAAUUUAAAACUCAAUGGACAGUUUUUCAACAUUUUGAUCCAUCUUGAAACUACCCAAGUAUUUUAAAACAAAAAUUUAUAAUAAUAAGCUUCAAAAUGACAAAGAAAUAAGACAAAAUAGCUCUUGCAUACUAUAGAAGAAAAGAAGAAAACAAAUGAAGUAUAGUUAAAACUUUUAUCUCAGGCAGUUUAACUUUUAAUUUUAACAAGAAUCUUUUGUACUAACAUCACUGCCGAUUUUUCCAUACAACAAUGACAAGAAAGUUUUUUUUUUGAGAUAAAACAAUGCACAGAUUUUUCCUUGUAGCGCAUACAUAUUUACUGUAAAAGUCUCUAAUUUAUAUCUCUGAUUUAUUGGAAAGACUCGAAAAAGGAAAUUUUUGAAAUAUCAUUAAGGAUUAAAGAGAAAGAUUAUUUUUAUGAGAAGGAAUCAAUCAAGAUGACAAGACAUGAUAUGUGCAAGAGAAUAUUUUUUAUAAGAUAAAACUAUGUAAAACUCUUCAUUUUCAACAAAAACCUUAAUAAUAUUAUUAACAUGAUUAGAAUGUAAAAUUUUUUAUGUUGCCUAUGCAUUAGAUUUUAAGUUCUAAUUACAUUUAAUUCAAAUAAAAUGCAUUGAAAACGGUAUUAUUUAAAG
Messenger RNA from Chironomus riparius, 8477 nucleotides. NCBI's taxonomy places the organism in Eukaryota, Metazoa, Arthropoda, Insecta, Diptera, Chironomidae. The record is from the annotation of a GenBank genome assembly.